Molecule: messenger RNA, 920 nt
Organism: Stegodyphus dumicola
Lineage: Eukaryota; Metazoa; Arthropoda; Arachnida; Araneae; Eresidae
Product: fibronectin type-III domain-containing protein 3A-like
Molecular function (GO): protein binding
Source: RefSeq, a predicted model, not a curated record
UCGUCUGUGACCAGAGGAAAUGUGAUUGCCUCUUCUUAGUACGUCAACAUAGCUAAAGUUGACAGUUCGUGUGGGAUGGUACUUUCGGUUUCGAAGGGAACGACGUCAACGUGAGCAAAAAGUUGGAAAAUUUCUAAAGAAAAAAAAAAAAAAAAAGAAUGUGUAAUAACUAUAGUGCAAUGAAUUUCGUGUUUUGUAAUGUGUGAUCUGUGUUACAUGAAAAUGAAAGUGAAUAUUUAUAUUCAGUAAUGGCAAACUCUGCUAACAUAUCUGUUCCUCUGGAAACCCUGAAGCAUACUAUAGCAGGCAGAGCUUGUGGAAAAGUUGAAAAUGAAAAACAAGAUUCAAGAAAAGUUGAUAUAAAUGAUGUUAAAAAAUCAUGUGAAAGUGAUGUGACUGAUGAAGCAGUUUCUUCUAGUUCCAAUAAAUCUCAUGCUGAGAGUUCCAGUUCAAGAUCUAAAGGUUCCACAUUUAGCACUAGUGAAGAUAAGCAGUUGAAUGGUGUUAAACAACUGCAUAGUGAGUCUAAAUUUACUGCUCUGGAUAGUUCUUUGCCAUUAAAUCCUGAUUGGACAGUUACUAGUGACAGCCAGAUUUGGUUGGAAUGCUGCCAAUAUAAUAAUACUUUUAGAGCAUAUGGUGGAAAUGUAAGGAGCUUUCAGCCAAGUUCGUCAAAAGUAAAUAGUAACCAAGCUGCAGUAACUUCUAAUCAAAUAUUUUCAUCUCAAACUACAAUCCCAUGUCCUCAAAUACAUCGAGAUAGUAGUACAAAUUCAAUGAAUUACAAUAGGAACUCCCAGUAUAUUGUGCAUUUGCAUGUGAAUCCCGGAGAAACUAUCUCAUUUGAUAUGGGUGAUCAUGUGCAACUAAUUCAAGUGGAAGAAGAUGAUAGAGAUUCAGUUGCAAUGUCUGCAGUUUAA